Folsomia candida is the source of this 1207-nucleotide messenger RNA. RefSeq names its product zinc finger CCHC-type and RNA-binding motif-containing protein 1. Gene Ontology annotation, cellular component: U12-type spliceosomal complex. The transcript is spliced from 6 exons. Gene Ontology annotation, molecular function: RNA binding. Bases 303 to 1064 code for a protein of 253 amino acids. The record is from RefSeq and is a predicted model, not a curated record. Gene Ontology annotation, biological process: mRNA splicing, via spliceosome. Lineage: Eukaryota; Metazoa; Arthropoda; Collembola; Entomobryomorpha; Isotomidae.
GGUUAGUAUGAUGUAACGAGUGAUCAGCUGCACAAAGAAUUCUUACAAAAGUAACAAGUUUAAAAUUUACAAGAACAAAAUACUGAAAAUUAAACAUUCGUUAUGAAAAAUUAAGAAAUCUUCCUUCUUGGAAUGUCAUGCAGCAACAAAAUUUACUAAAGAAAUUUUGAGGAACUUGGUGAAUUGAAACGUGCCGUUUGAAACUAUGUUCUCCACUUACAUUCACAAUAUUGACGAGCAGGCUGUGUAAGCUCGCUAAAACCUGUUGACGAGGCCAAUGGAAAAAUCUGAAAAUUCGCAAAAUGGAACAACAACAUGGAACGAGUCAAAGUAGUCAAACUGCAACUGCAGGCGUAGCUCCGAAUAAGUGUACCGUUUAUGUCUCCAACUUUUCAUACAGUCUGACGAGCAAUGAUCUACACAAAGUAUUCGAAAAAGUGGGCAGGGUUGUCAAGGUCACCAUUGUCAAGGACCGUACCACUCGAAAAAGCAAGGGCAUCGCUUUCGUUCUAUUUCUCCGACAACAGGACGCUAUCCAGUGCGUAGAUCAAUUUCAUGAGAGUGAGUUAUUUGGGAGAACAAUAAGUUGCAGAAUUGCGAAUGACAAUGGAAGAUCUGCUGAAUUUAUUACGAAACGCAAGUACCCCGACAAGUCUAGAUGUUACGAGUGUGGCGAAAUUGGUCUUCAUUUGAGCUACGACUGUCCCAAAAAUUUACUGGGUCCGAGAAAACCUUUGAAAUCCAAGAAACCGAAGAAGAGAAAAGAUCGGGAUUUUUGUAAAGGCUCAACUAGUACAAAAGAACAGGAUAGCAUUUCCAAUUCAUCCAAUAAUACUGACAGCGACAAUGAUGGAACGGACGAUGAAGAUGACGAUUCAUUAAGUGCAGCCAUUAAGAUUCAGCAAUGUAAAGAGGAACAAGAAGAGUAUCGAAUGAAAGUUGCGACUGGUAAUUAUAGUUUGUCGGACUGUGAAAUUUCCACCACAAGUAAAAAACGUCGAAUCAAACAAAGUGAGUAUUUCUCCGACGAAGAAGAAGAAGAGGAAGAAGUGGAAAAAUUAUGAUAGGCGUCGAUAAAAACGGGCGCCGAUUGGUAUUUCAUAGAUCUCCAUCUUCUAAAAUUCGGUUAUUAAGUAUUUAUAGAAAAAGCCUAGCAUUCCCCACGAAUUCAAAUCACUUGAAAAUAAAGUAUAUUCAUAAAGUUAAA